Venustampulla echinocandica is the source of this 4671-nucleotide messenger RNA. RefSeq names its product WD40 repeat-like protein. Gene Ontology annotation, molecular function: protein-macromolecule adaptor activity; protein binding. NCBI's taxonomy places the organism in Eukaryota, Fungi, Ascomycota, Leotiomycetes, Helotiales, Pleuroascaceae. The record is from RefSeq and is a predicted model, not a curated record. The transcript has 3 exons. Gene Ontology annotation, biological process: positive regulation of cell growth; cellular response to amino acid stimulus; regulation of autophagy. The coding region runs from base 1 to 4671 and encodes 1556 amino acids. Gene Ontology annotation, cellular component: TORC1 complex; cytoplasm.
AUGACGGCUGUCGCAGUUCAACAGCCUGGGGCGCACCGCCAACAAUACAAUCCUCGACAAUCCUCUCACUCUUCCAACAUGGCUUCCCCUCACCAGUCCCAAUCACAGCCUCAGAGCUACACGUCUGCCGUCCCUUCACAGCUGCAGCGACAAGCUCCUCCUCUCCAAAACGGCACGUCAGGCCCCGUGAAUCCACGGCCUGCCGUGAGCAAUGAUCCGGUCCAGAUUUCCGAAUACCAAACUUUGCCUUCAGAGAUGGAUCAUCGCAGGCAGUCAUCCUCGGCCGGCAAAGCUCCACCACAUAAUGGCGGCUCUGUCCGGUCCCAAUGGCCUCUUCUCCAGCCGCGACCAACUACAGCCCCCGGCGACACGGCGGAAUCUUCUUCCCAGGAUGAUUCAGACUUGGAGAGAAUAAAGCGCAGACCCAAACCUUUACUUCACAGAUCAAAAAGCGACUAUGGACCUCGUGCAGAAGAUGUGAACCCACAAGGCGAGGAGGAGUGGCAAGGCUGGGGAGCACGGCAUGGUUUUGAGGACCACUAUGCGUCGGAAGAAUAUGUCUCGCAGUUGGCAAAUGUAGGCCCAAGUCUUGUCUACAUCAUGGCACAUGCUGCUAAUACUCAUACCACGGGGGUAACCAAUGAUCGCGGUCCAUGGCGCCGCAAUGCUGACCAGUGCCCCACCAUUGUUAUGGCUAUUAUCGAGCGCCAUACAAAUAUUCAUCGUCGCAAUGAGCGCUGCAAAACUUUAUCAUCAUGGCCGGUUCUUCUUGAAAUUAUCACUGACAAUGCUGAACAGAACUGGUACAUGUACUUUACCGAUAAGCGCCAUGAAACGACCGGCAACCCGAAGGCACUGGGGUACGAACUGCAAGACUGGCGAAUGAAAGAUCGUCUGAAAACUGUCUCUGCGGCAUUAGCCAUUUGUCUGAAUAUUGGAGUCGAGCCUCCCGAUCAGUUGAAGACUAUCCCGGGUGCCAAACUAGAAGCCUGGCAAGACCCUACUCAACCUCCAGUCCAGAAGGCCUUGGACACCAUUGGCAAAUCGCUGCAGGCGCAAUAUGAAACCCUGGCGAUUAGAACAAGAUACAAGCAAUAUCUGGAUCCUUCUGUGGAUGAAACAAAGAAGUUCUGCGUCUCCCUCCGACGAAACGCAAAAGAUGAGCGGGUUCUGUUCCAUUACAACGGGCACGGUGUACCUAAGCCGACAGCAUCCGGCGAAAUAUGGGUCUUCAACAAAAACUACACGCAAUACAUCCCUAUCUCCCUCUACGAUCUCCAGACAUGGCUUGCCGCACCAACAUUCUUCGUCUGGGACUGUUCCGAUGCCGGUAACAUCCUUAGCAAUUUCCACCGCUUUGUUGAGAAGCAUGAGCAGGAAGAGGCAGAGGCUGUAGCAAAGGACCCCAAUUAUCCCGCUGUGACCUUCAAGCCUUACAUCCAUCUGGCAGCAUGCGGCAUCAGAGAGAGUCUCCCAACCAACCCCCGCCUUCCAGCAGAUGUGUUCACAUCAUGUCUUACCACCCCGAUAGAAAUGGCGUUGUGGUUUUUCUGCUUACAAAGUCCUCUACCAUCGAAGACCACGCCAGAGCGAGCAAAGAAGCUCCCAGGAAGAUUGCAGGAGAGACGAACACCACUAGGAGAACUCAACUGGAUAUUUACAGCUAUCACAGACACCAUUGCAUGGACGACCCUUCCUAGACCGCUCUUCCGAAAGUUCUUCCGACAGGACCUCAUGGUGGCUGCGCUCUUUCGGAAUUUCCUCCUCUCACAGAGAGUUAUGGGCGCUUAUAAUUGCCAUCCCCAGUCGUAUCCAGAGCUUCCCGACACCCACCAGCACCCACUUUGGGAAAGUUGGGAUCUCGCAGUAGAAAUGGCCUUAGCCCAGCUGCCUAUGUUGGAGGAGAAAGAACAGGGUAUUCGGCCUGACUAUGAAUACCAGAACUCGACUUUCUUCACAGAACAACUCACAGCUUUCGAGGUUUAUCUCACCCAAGGCGCCGUUGAGCACAAGGCUCCGGACCAGCUCCCCGUGGUACUACAAGUGCUCCUCAGUCAGCAACAUCGGGUACGGGCACUCAUCCUCUUAGGCAAGUUCCUCGAUCUUGGCCCGUGGGCUGUCAAUCUUGCGUUAAGCAUUGGCAUUUUCCCCUAUGUGUUGAAGUUGCUGCAAUCAGCUGCCACGGAGCUAAAGCCCGUCAUGGUGUUUAUUUGGACUCGUGUUUUGGCUGUUGAUCUCACUUGCCAAACGGAUCUCUUAAAAGACUCGGGCUACACAUACUUUGCCAACAUCUUGAAACCAACUGAAGGUCUGCCAGUCGUUGAUAGUCUCGAGCACAAGGCAAUGUGUGCCUUCAUCCUUGCUAUGCUCUGCAACGGGUAUAAGCAAGGUCAAAUGGUCUGCAACCAGUCCGAGAUUAUGUCCCACUGCUUAAUGCACCUUCAAAACGCAGAUAACCCACUCUUGAGACAGUGGGCAUGCCUAUGCAUCAGUCAACUCUGGAGCGAGUUGCCGGAAGCCAAAUGGAGAGGCAUUAGGGAAAAUGCGCCGGCGAAACUGUGUACCUUGAUCAGGGAUGUCUGCUGCGAGGUUCGAGCUGCUAUGCUAUACGCCAUGACCACCUUUCUGGGCAUUCCCGAUCUCACCGAUGAGGUUGCCCGUAUCGAAGAAUCCAUAUCCUGGACCGUGAUGGAAAUGGCCAAUGACGGAAAUGCCAUGGUUCGCAAAGAGCUCUUGGUGUAUUUCUCGAAAUUCAUCCAACGAUAUGAGAACAAGUUUAUGGUGGCCGCUUUCGAGCAGCUUCAAGAAGACCGGGAUUACCGCCAAUCCCCACCCCAGGAUGACGGAAAUGACCACAAGAUGGGCCUGCACUAUGCUCGACCAGAGAACCGUGAUCGAGAUGGGACGAUUAAACCUUCGGCCCACGGAGUAUCUCACAACUCUAUAUUUGCUGCGGUUUGGAAGCACGUCCUCAUAAUGGCUGUUGAUCCUCACCCAGAGGUUCAGCGUAAUGCUACUGUCGUUGUUGAUUAUAUCCACAGCAGCAUCUUGCAAUCUCCUCUCAGUGUGCCUGCCCAGGCCAUAAUUGACAAUAUCAACCGUCGAGGGGCCAAGUCAGCCGUCUCAAAUAAUCAUUCAUCGGACUACCGACCUAGUACACCUGUGCGCCAAGAGUCAGCGGUAACAACUCCGAAUACACAGCAAGGGCUUCUCAAGCGGACUGCUAGCUAUUUGUUCACGUUGCCAUUUGGCGGUGGUUCAAGCGCUGAUACUUCACCUGGGGACUCGUUUGGUCGAAAUACACCGAAAUCACCUGGUAUGCAGAGAAAUUCUCUCCCAAUGCGAUCCAGACUGCCGGCGGAUUUCAACGCGCCACCAGAGCCAACCGAUAACGCAUGGUCUCUGGGCACCUCUUACCAAGCUGCCAGAGAGCCAAUGUCAGGCGGAUUCCAAUCACGAGAUAUGUCCGCUGCUCCCACUCUUCCCCUGCAUAGUACUUUCUUGGAGUGGUCGAUUGAGUACUUCCGCGAGCCUCAGAUGAAGCCCAACGAAGCCGAGGAGCCUGGUAGCACCGACUACAAUGAAAGACUAUGGCGCCGAUCCCGCAACGAAGCUAUACUACGGGAGACGCAGCCUCAGAAGGAGAUUGCCGGUAGUGGUAAAUGGACCACCUCAGCUGGGUUCUUUAACAAUCAGAGUCAGCCAGCUAAUAUGAGCUUUCAUCAAUUCGAGGAUCAUCUUGCAGUAUCCGACGACCGUGAUACAAUCUGUAUCUGGGACUGGAAGAAGCAAGACCGGUUAUGCCGAUUUUCAAAUGGCAAUCCGGAAGGAUCAAAAAUCAGCGAUCUUCAAUUCAUCAAUGAAGACGAUCAGGCGUUCUUGCUUACUGGCUCCUCGGAUGGCGUCAUCAGGAUAUAUAGAAACUAUGAUUCUGAACAAGACGUCGAAGUCGCAUCAGCAUGGAGAGCUCUAACCCACCUUGUCCCCAGUAAUGUCAACUCAGGGAUGGUAUUCGACUGGCAACAAGUGUCUGGAAAGCUACUCGUGGCUGGUGACGUAAAAGUGAUCAGGGUGUGGGCUGCAGCGCCAGAGCUUUGUAUUGUGGACAUCAACGCACGAUCUGGAUCAUGUGUCACUUCUCUCACUUCUGACCAGAUGACAGGCAAUGUUUUCGUUGCUGGAUUUGGCGAUGGUGCCAUUCGAGUUUUUGAUGCUCGCAAUCGGCCUCAAGAGGCGAUGGUCAAGAAGUGGAAAGAUGAAUCGGAUAGAGUGUGGGUCAAGAGUGUUCACAUGCAGCGAGGUGGACAAAGAGAGCUCCUAUCAGCAAGCCGUAAUGGCAAGGUAAAACUGUGGGAUCUCCGAAUGGACAAACCUUUGAAGGUUAUACGAACGACCAAUGAUACCCUACGAACAGCAAGCACUCAUGAGCAUCUUCCUGUAUUUGCUGUCGGAACGGGUAACCAUACGGUCAAAGUCUUCAACUUUGAGGGCAAGGAGCUCUCACGCGUGGAGCCCUAUUCUAGCUUUCUCUACCAAGCCCGACAGGCACCCAUCUCAGCUACAGCAUUCCACCCUCACCGUAUGAUGCUUGCUUCUGCAGCCAGAGGCGAUAACCACAUUAAUCUAUUCACAUGCGCAGAACAGAAGUCCGGAGUGGUACAGGAGUUUUGA